Pseudogymnoascus destructans is the source of this 2304-nucleotide messenger RNA. RefSeq lists its product as uncharacterized. Lineage: Eukaryota; Fungi; Ascomycota; Leotiomycetes; Thelebolales; Thelebolaceae. Gene Ontology annotation, molecular function: amino acid transmembrane transporter activity. The record is from RefSeq and is a predicted model, not a curated record. Gene Ontology annotation, biological process: amino acid transmembrane transport. Gene Ontology annotation, cellular component: vacuolar membrane. The coding region runs from base 186 to 2162 and encodes 658 amino acids. The transcript has 7 exons.
UGCAUCUCGAUAACGGAAAGAGCUGGGGAAGCUUAUUAGCAACUCAUAUAACUGAUACUGAUAUCCUUAUCUUGGCUUCCGUGCCUACUCCACUCUCUCAGGCACUUGAUGCCUCUGUUAUAACUGAUCUCUGAUGCAUCUACUCAACUAGAUCGAUCAUACAUCUCUUGCCCCGCGUCGUCGCCAUGAGCCGUAACCCACCAAAUCCGACGAACUGGGACGACUACCAGUAUGGCACGUCCUACAGAUCUUCUAGCAGCUCGACUAGCAGGAGAAGCGUCCGAUUUGAUACCGAGAGCGAGAGGAUUGUUUCUCCCAGCGACACUGGUGAUCGAACGGGGGUGGACUCUGGACUGCGGAGACGUCGAUCGUCCAUAAACAUGCACUUGAAUGCAAUAGGCGAAUUAGGAGGCGUCAACUCUAUAAACAACUUUGCCAGGAGCUGGCAGCGAGCCGCUGCAUUCCACGAAGCUGCACCACAACGGCCAUCUUUCAUCUUAGCUUCCGACUCCGAAGAGCAACAAUUCUCGCGGUCGGAUAUCGAACCUCGAACCGACGCCCGUGCUUCCCUCCUUCAGCAGCAUUUCUUGCAUAGAGGCUCCGACGAAGCUAUACAGGACAGCGAAAAUGCGGGGAGCAGCCUCGUCUCGCCCUUGCUACAAGGGAACGAUGAAGCGCACAAAUCUCUGCACGGCUCAGACUUUGGAAGCAUAGGGGGCAGCCCAAGAGGAAGAGAUUCUCUAUUUCCGCUACCUGGAAGCUAUGGGACCUCAUACGGUACCAUUCCCUCAAUGGUGAAUGAGUCCUCAAUGGUGCAUGCUGGCCGCCUAUGGCGUCAGGAACAGGAGACUGGUGAUAAGUUGCCUGACGGAGAGAGACCACCUCUUCUUGUCAAGAAGGUUGAACAGGAUGGGAAAAUAGUUUUGGUUAUUGAUGGCCAGUCCACCUUGCCACAGACGGUUUUCAACUCAACAAAUGUUCUCAUUGGCAUUGGUAUCCUCUCUUUACCGUUGGGAAUGAAAUAUGCUGGUUGGCUCUGCGGAACCAUAUUCCUAGCUGCAGCGGCGUUGGUUACUGCAUAUACAGCCAAACUUCUAGCGAAGUGCAUGGAUGUCGAUGCAAGCCUGAUCACUUUUGCCGACCUUGCAUUCAUUUCCUUUGGCCACAGAGCCCGAAUCGCCACUGGGAUUCUCUUCUCGAUUGAGCUUCUAGCCGCCUGUGUGGCGUUGAUUGUGCUGUUUGCAGAGACCCUGGAUCUUCUAAUACCAGGAGUCGGUGUUGUGGAAUGGAAGAUCAUAUGUGGAUUUUUGAUGAUACCCCUGAAUUUUGUUCCUUUGCGUUUGCUCAGCUUUACCAGCAUUUUGGGGAUUUUUUCUUGCUUCUGCAUUGUUCUUAUUGUUUUCAUCGAUGGAUUUAUCAAGCCGGAAACUCCUGGAUCGCUUCGACAGCCUGCGGAGACGUAUAUGUUCCCCAAAAAUUGGCUAACUCUGCCAAUCUCCUUGGGACUUCUCAUCUCGCCCUUUGGAGGCCAUGCAAUCUUUCCCUCAAUCUACCGUGAUAUGAGGCAUCCUCACCGAUACGGCACAGCCCUCAAGAUUACAUUUUUAUCCACCUAUUUACUCGAUGCCCUAACAGCAACUGCGGGCUACCUCAUGUACGGCGAUGGUGUCCUCGACUCCGUGACUAAUAACAUAAUCCGAACCAGCGGAUACCCACAGUCAUUAACUGUGCUUCUCUGCAUCUUCAUCGCCAUCAUUCCGCUCACCAAACUGCCUCUAAACGCCAGACCUAUCGUGGCCACUCUCGAGGCGCUCACCGGCCUCGACGCACCCACAGUCCCCGGCGAAGAUUCCCUAGUAGGGUGCUCAAAGUUCGGCCGCGGCGUCCAGAAGGUCGCGAUGAGAGUGUUAGUGAUCAUUUCUUUUGUCUUCUUAGCAAUCUUAUUCCCGGCAUUCGAUAGCAUCAUGGCGUUUAUGGGCUCCUGUUUGUGCUUUGCGAUCUGCGUCAUCCUGCCGCUACUGUUCCAUCUCAAGAUCUUUGGGGAUGAGAUACCGCGGGCGGAGAGGAUCAUGAAUUGGGGUUUGAUUGUUAUUUCGUCGAUUCUUGCGGUUAUUGGGACGAUUUUUGCGUUCUUGCCCAAGUCUUGGAUUGAUGCGGAGUGAGCAAGUGUUUGUGCAUUUUUGUUUUGUUGAUAUUUAUUGUUUGGUAUAUAUGUUCUGGUUAAUUUGGUUGGCUAUCUGCUGCAUUUUCGAGGGGUUGUUAUAGCAUUAUAUAAUAUAUCAAGUCAUUAUAGUACACAUAUGG